Acanthoscelides obtectus is the source of this 312-nucleotide messenger RNA. Lineage: Eukaryota; Metazoa; Arthropoda; Insecta; Coleoptera; Chrysomelidae. The record is from the annotation of a GenBank genome assembly.
AUGUUCAAUCGACUUAACCGAUACCAGUGGCCUGGAGAGUGUCCUACUGACGAGGUACUGUUGGAGCCUUGUACAGAAGAACCGGCUAUCCUGCCAUCACCAGCAGCAACAAUUAAAAACAACCCAAACGACCGUAGGAAGAUACUUGUUUUUGGUGACGAGUAUGCCAGGAACUUCAGAAAAGUUCUAGAACUGAACAUUGACAAAUCCAGGUUUACCACUGAGUCCUAUGUAAAGCCAAAUAUCGAGUUUGCAAUGGCGACCAAGGAUAUAUUCACGAAAACAAUACCUAUGGAAAAGACGACUUUGUAA